Molecule: messenger RNA, 1755 nt
Organism: Habropoda laboriosa
Lineage: Eukaryota; Metazoa; Arthropoda; Insecta; Hymenoptera; Apidae
Product: multiple epidermal growth factor-like domains protein 10
Exons: 12
Source: RefSeq, a predicted model, not a curated record
ACCGAUCGAAAUGUAUUCGUAAACGAUAUUGUUGAUUGGAAAUGUGAAACAAGUGCGGACUGUUAUGUGAAUCUAAGUAGCUGCGUCGAUGGAACAUGUCAAUGUCCUUCUGGUUAUAUUUACAAUGGAAAUAUGACGUCGUGCAUUAAAGUUGCUAGAAGGUACGGCGAUGAUUGCGAAGAAUCGAUACAGUGCUCCAGGUAUUUGUUCAGCGGUGCAUUUUGCAUGAAGAAAACUUGCGUAUGUUCUGAAGGAUAUUAUUAUAUGCACGGACGUUGUAACGAGUAUUCAGGAUUGUCUGAGAAAUGUCGCAAGGACUACGAUUGCUAUACACACGGUGUCUUCAAUGCAAUGUCUUGCGUUAAUGGAAUUUGCAAAUGUAGCUCUAACUUUUAUCAACGAGAAUACAGAAGUUGUCGUCCGGCAGCGAAAGGUGUUAGGGAUAAAUGUGUCAUUGAUAACGAUUGCAAGCAAUUUAAUAACGCUGCGAAUUGCCAAUAUGAUAACACAUGCGCGUUAGAAGAAAAUAAUACAGUGUCUGAAUUCUUGAAUAAUAACAAUAUUUUACAAAAAAGUGACCCAACUAGUACAGUAACUAAGUGUACGGUGGAUGCAGAUUGCAAAGAUUUAGGAGAUGCAUUUUGCGAACCUUCAGGAACCUGUAUUUGCAAACGUGCACAUUUUUUUAACGAAGAAUCAAAUAAAUGUGUUCCAGAACUUGGAGAAUCAUGUCAACCUGGAGACGAGCCUAAUAUCGAGUAUUCAGAAUGUCGCAACGGUAUAUGGAACUGCGAAUUGGACAGAGCUGUUUCAAAGAAUAAUCAGAAAUGUGAAAAAGCAACAAAGAAAUAUAACAGUUAUUGUAACAGUGAUAUAAAUUGUCACGUUUUUGGUCCGGAUGCUAUUUGCGAGAACAACAAUUGCGUAUGCAACGAGAAUUCUCGGUUUGUCGAAAGCGAAUUAUUUUGUUGGACAAAAAGGGGGAUAAGUGAAACAUGUCACAAAGAUAUAGAUUGUUAUAUUAACGAAACGGAUACUAAACUGCACUGUAAAGACAAUUUCUGUUCCUGUCCAGAUGGAACUCAUCCGAAUUUCAAUAAAACCGAUUGUAUACAUUUUUCAGCAGGUAUUGGAUCGGUGUGUGAAACUGACAUGGAUUGCACUACGAAGAAUGCAGAAUGUGCAAACAAUGUUUGUACUUGUCGAAAGUAUUACUAUCUAUCCAACGAUCAAUGUUUACCAGGUAUCGCUAGCUCUUGCGACAACGAUACUGAUUGCAAACCAGAGAAUUCAGAAUGUAGAGUGGGUCAUUGUUAUUGUCUAAUAGGCUACGUCGCCGAGUCAAUUAAUUCAUGUCUACCAGUUGCAGCGUAUGGGGACUCUUGUGAAAAAGAUAUUCAAUGUUCUGCUGAGUUACCAAAUGCAGUUUGUUUACACGUCGAUAACUCGAUUUCCAAUACAACAAACUCAACGUGUGCUUGUGCCGAAGGCUAUCACUACAACUACCUCAGAUGUCAUAAACGUAGAGUUCUCGGUAUGAGCUGCAUGAAUCUUGCGGAAUGUUAUCUGGAUUCCGGCGAUCGAGUGGUCUGCAAGAAUGGUCGGUGCGCAUGCGAUUCGGGUUACAUUCAAGUAAAUAAUACUGUGUGCAAAGAAAUUCAACGUUACAACAUUAACGAUGGUAGCAUUAGGAUCAAUACUAUGGGGUUGAUACCAAUAUUACUGUGGAUGAUAAAUUUUUUAAUUUAACAAAGC